GCUUGAAUAAUUUCUAUUCAUAAACACAUUUCAUAUACGCCGACCUACUGCAUAUGUUUACAUAGGAAACCAGCUUUACGUGAAUAGCUUGUAUACAAUUACUGAAGUGAGACAGUACAGUUAUGGCGUGCAGGAAGAACAAAAUGAAAUACUAUAAGUUCAAUGACUUUUGGGAUACUUUGAGGAAAGACCUUGAUGCUAUUGAGCAGAAAGCAAAAGAAGACGAGGAGGAAAAGAAAUCGAGAAGGAAAGGAAGUCAGCGAGUACGUUGGACUGAAGACAUGGAGAUAGCGUGUCACAAGAAACGUAUCAUUAGGGAAAGAAAAUUGGCCAAUGCUGAACUGAAAAUGACUGCCAAAGCUCUUCUAGCUAUCAGGCGAGAAGCACUUAGACUGUUGUUGGAAGAAGAAUCUAAGAUGUAUGAGGAAGAAAUGAGAGCUCUUGAAAUAACAUUCUGAUAACUGCAGCUUGAUAGAAUACCAUUAAAUGACAUUAUGGUUUAUAUUGGUUAUACAUCAAAAAGAGAUGAAUGAUGAAACAGUUGUUAAAUUCAAAGCAAACUUGGCAGCCUAUGCAUAGUUGUUAAUACGUCCAUAAUUAUAUCUACGCUUCAAGAUUUUUGACAGUUUUUGCUUUUUUUACUUUUGUGGACAUUGUGAAAAUAAAGAAACAAAGUAUAUGGA
Molecule: messenger RNA, 683 nt
Organism: Mercenaria mercenaria
Lineage: Eukaryota; Metazoa; Mollusca; Bivalvia; Venerida; Veneridae
Exons: 5
Coding region: 123-458 (111 amino acids)
Source: RefSeq, a predicted model, not a curated record